Chrysochloris asiatica (Cape golden mole) is the source of this 591-nucleotide messenger RNA. It is a transcript of the gene CCDC184, whose product is annotated as chromosome unknown open reading frame, human C12orf68. Bases 1 to 591 code for a protein of 196 amino acids. The transcript has a single exon. Gene Ontology annotation, cellular component: cytoplasm. NCBI's taxonomy places the organism in Eukaryota, Metazoa, Chordata, Mammalia, Afrosoricida, Chrysochloridae. The record is from RefSeq and is a predicted model, not a curated record.
AUGGAGGACGGUCUACUGGAGCUCAUGACCAAGGACGGUGGCGACAUGCCGGCGCCUUUGGCGGUGUCCACUGUGCCAGCCGUGGGGGACGUGAUCUCCGGGGAGUACAACGGUGGCAUGAAGGAACUGAUGGAGCAUCUGAAAGCUCAGUUGCAGGCCCUGUUUGAGGACGUGAGGGCCAUGCGGGGCGCCCUGGACGAGCAGGCUUCGCACAUCCAGGUGCUUUCGGACGACGUGUGCGCCAACCAGCGGGCCAUCGUUUCCAUGUGCCAGAUUAUGACUACAGCGCCCCGCCAGGGCGGCCUGGGCGUGGUCGGUCGCAAGGGAAGCUUCCAGGACACCCCUCAAGAGCCGGAGAACCCUUCGUCUGGGACCGGGGACGGCGGCUUGCUGGGUCGAGAUCCGGAAGACGAGGAGGAAGGGGACGACGAUGAAGAGAAGGACGUGCCCAGCCCUACCACACCCACCAGUCACUGUGAGCACCCUGAGAGCCCCUGUGCUGGUCUCCUUGCGGGGGACGGGCCACUUGUGGAGCCCCUCGAUCUGCCCGACUUUACCCUGCUGCAGUUGGAGGGCGAGGCCUCCCUGUGA